Messenger RNA from Cinara cedri, 480 nucleotides. NCBI's taxonomy places the organism in Eukaryota, Metazoa, Arthropoda, Insecta, Hemiptera, Aphididae. The record is from the annotation of a GenBank genome assembly.
AUGGACGUCACAGAUGAGUCGCCUAUCAUAAAAAAUCCAAGUGGAAAAGUAAGCGUUUGUAUUAUUAUUUUUCUAAUGCAAAAUUUUAAUUUUAAAAUAUCAUUUUUUUCUUUAGUAUAUUGGCUCUGGUCAAAGGAAAGUGGUCGUUAAUCUGUACAACGCUUUAGUUAAAAGACAGCUUGAAAAUCCAGACAGCCCCCGGUUGACCUUCAGACAAACGAUCGUCGAAAUUUCAAAAACUACGGGUCUCGGACCACGUACAGUACAAACAACGUUGUCGGAAUAUAAAAAUCAAGGUACAGUUUCGUCACCUAACAAGAAGAGAAAAACACCUGCAAUAGUUGAUAAAAUUGACGAAUUUGAUAAAAAUGCAAUUCGGCAAUUAAUACACAAUUUUUGGAGGAGACGUGAAGUGCCAACAAUUACGAAAAUUCUAACAGCCAUUAACGAGGAUGAAACAUUGCCGAAUUUUAAACGUAC